This is a messenger RNA of Chelonus insularis, 3043 nucleotides long. RefSeq lists its product as uncharacterized. Lineage: Eukaryota; Metazoa; Arthropoda; Insecta; Hymenoptera; Braconidae. The transcript is spliced from 4 exons. The record is from RefSeq and is a predicted model, not a curated record. Bases 271 to 2736 code for a protein of 821 amino acids.
GUAAGUGGGUCAGUGAGAACCUUCACAGUGCGAUAGAGGAGUUAACAGACCCGGUUGCCGUCAGUCUCGUGAGGAUUGUCCGGGAGUCAACAGGUGCCAGACAAUUCGAAGAUUGUGUACGUAGGAUACGUACCAUCAAUACAACUGAUUGUCGAGUUAAAGUGCUUACAUUAUCAUUUUGGACGAAUCGUGCCAUGAUUUAUCAUUUUUAAUUUAACGAAAAAAAUUUGCAAGAUUAAUUUUUUUAUUAUCAUCUUAUAAUUCAUCAAAAUGAAAUUUCAGAUCUUUUUCCUUGCUAUAGUGGGGAUGAUUGAAGUCAUCACAUCACAACUGCCAAAGCCAAGCUAUGCCAGGACAAUGCUAAAAGUAUCUAGAAGUUUACCAGGAGAAACGGAAGAGCUCGAAGUCCGUACGUCAACUGGUAAUGUCACUACAUUAAUCGUAAAACGUCGAGAAAAAUCUGGGACGUUAGACCGGACCAAUCCUACGAGUAAAGACGAUCUUGCAUUAUUGCCACGUGCCUCAUAUGUCUCUUCUAACUCUGAAAAUGUUACUAAUGUAAAUGAGACGAAGAAUACAGAGAAAGUUAGCGAGAACCAGCCAACAUUCUUCAAACUUGAGACUCAGACCUCCCAGAAUAGUGACAGGAAGAUGGAUUACGGAAGCUGGACCCCCUUAGAUGUUCUCGGCAGAACAUUAAAUGUCGCAGAAUCUACAACUGAGCACUAUCUGAACUGGAAACCUCUACCAGCUGAUAGACAAAUCGGACACUCUGAAGAGCAUCAAUCGAGGCACAAUUUGGUUUUAAUCUCAAACUUUCAAAAUAGAAGGAAGAAAGGUUUGGAUAUAAAUCCAGAUGAAUCAGAAGAUAGAUUAGCUCCAAUUGCUCAUCAAGCAAAACCUAGAACAAGAACUAAUAUUGGGGCAAAUCUAUCGAAAAAUCGUGGAGGAAAAAAUGUGCCAUCAGAAGUCACUGUUAGAUCAGAAAUCAAUGUAAAACAUAUAGAUAAGAGAAUGCCUAUGGCAAUUGAUUCUGAUGGUAUUCCAGUCAUUCACGGUCAAAGAGUUCCUGAUGAACCUAUUGACAAGAUUCAGACAUGGAGAAAUGCUAGAGUUAUAAAUAAUAAGCUUGUAGUUGAUAAUACAAACGACAAUGUACCAACAUUAACUUCCUCUUCCGCAAAUAGUAAAGCUGAGAGUCAUAAGUUUGAAAGGUUUUUCCAUGAUGUCAAUCGCAGGUACGGCCGCAAUUUUGAUGAAGAUCAACAACGCAAUGUCUACUUCGAAUGGGAUCCAAAGAGUUAUCGAAAUUCAGCAUUGAAAGCUGACGUCUACGAAACAAGGAAUGAAAACUAUCGUUCUAAUAUUCAGAAACGUAUGCUUCAUCCAGAGGGAACACAAACGUAUCCAAUAUCUCAGAUGUAUACUCCAGAAAGUCAAAAAAUUGCUCCAUUAGCUUUGAAACCAGGAGCACGAGCUCCAGUUUUACAAUACGCUCAUCCAGAGCUUGGUGUUCAACCGGCUAAAAUUGUGAAAAAUGAAAAAAGACGUCCAGACAAUUUUCCAGAGAAUCAAAAUUCUUUUACUGAACAGAGACAUAAGAAAAAAUAUGUUCUGAAUGAUAAAACUAUUGUUGAUACUUACAAUACAAAAAAUUAUUAUCCAAAUCAUCAGUUCUAUGGUUUGAAAUUGCAUUCGGCAGAACCUCCAUUUUGGAUAAAAAUAUCAGAAAAAUUAAAAAAUCAAUUUUCUACAGGUGUAGAAAAAGUAUCUCAAUUAACAAAGCCAGUGAUUGAUCCAUUAGUUGAAGCAACUCAAAAAAUUUCUCAAAAUUUAGGUCUUUCAAGAAAUCAAGAAGCUCAAAACAAAAUAGGUACUGUGGCUUCAGGAUCUUCAAUUCUCAUUCCUGCUUUAGGACUUGUUGCUUCUGGCGCUGCUCUUGGAAUUGGUGCUGUUGCAGUUGGAAGGUAUCUAGACGUUGACGUGUUGAAAAGAUCUAAUGAAAAUGAUGAAGAACCUGAGAAUCAAAGAAGUCUUUUACUUCCAUCUGAAGGAAUAGGGUCAGAUAAAAUAGAAAAUAUUUACUAUCCAGAGAUUGAUAGUUCAAAAAGUGAUCAAUUAAAUACACGAGAAAAUGACGGAGGGUAUUUUGUUAAUGUAAAUGAAAAUCCCUACCAUCAAGAAAAGGAACAGAAAUCGAUGUCAAGAAGUAGAAGAAAUUUAGAUAGUGUCCUUCAAGAAAAUCAAAACAAUGAACAACUCAUGAAUCAAAGACUUCGAAGAACUGGACCAGAUUCUAUUAUGGAUAUAAUUGAAAUCGAUGGACCAAUUGAUGAAAAUAUGAGGAAUGGAUUUUUGGUAAUAGAUGAAGAAAAUAAUAAAAUAGAACCAAAUAAAAAAACUCAAAGGCAUCGAAGGAGUUUAGACCACAGUGAUUUGAGUGAAGAUACGUUUCAGGAUUUAGAAUAUAUGAAACUUCCAGAAUUUAAAAAUGUGAAUGGCGAUUGGACACAUACUUCAUGUGCUAAAAAAAUGUUUUGUAAUGCAAUGCUGGAACGUGGUUUAGAUUCUUACUCGGUCAUGGAGAAGAAAAUGAACUUAUAUUCAAAAAAGAUAACACAGCCUGGGGCAGCGCAGCAGGUGUUCAAUCACUUCCAGGAGGUCAUGGAGGCCGUGAGGAGGCACGACUGUUCGAGAUUCUCAUGCCCAACGGCAAAACCCGGAAAUUAUUUUUAGUAUCUUUGAAAAAAAUUAACAAUAAUUAUUAAAAAUUUAUUUAUAAACAAAUUUAGAAUGUUUUUUAUAAUAAUAUAUAAAUUAACUGCUUCAGAAAGAAAGCAUUUCGAACAAAUUAUGGAAGACUUUAAAAAAUAGAUUCUAGAAAAAAGGGGAACACGGGGAAAGCCUGAUGAAAAUUCGUUGGUAUUUUUUAAUUUAUAUAAUUAUAUAUAAACGUUCAUUAAGACUGUAAAAAUGAAGCCUAGUAAUUAUAUUAUUUAUAAUACUCUUAAAUAAAGUAACGCUAUUUAUUACAUUUUCUACA